Dreissena polymorpha is the source of this 2522-nucleotide messenger RNA. Its product is annotated as peptidyl-prolyl cis-trans isomerase-like 1. Gene Ontology annotation, cellular component: catalytic step 2 spliceosome. Lineage: Eukaryota; Metazoa; Mollusca; Bivalvia; Myida; Dreissenidae. The record is from RefSeq and is a predicted model, not a curated record. Gene Ontology annotation, biological process: protein peptidyl-prolyl isomerization. Gene Ontology annotation, molecular function: peptidyl-prolyl cis-trans isomerase activity. The coding region runs from base 69 to 587 and encodes 172 amino acids. The transcript has 4 exons.
UAUCUUGUCGUUUUACGCGUUUGGGUUGAACAGUUUAACACACAAGCGGCUAUUUUAAUUAUUUACAAAUGUCAAUCACUUCAGCUUCUGGAAUUCCUCCGAAAACAUGGCAACCAGCAAAUGUGACACUGGAAACUACCAUGGGAACUAUUGUGAUUGAGCUGUACUGGAAACAUGCCCCAAACACCUGCAAGAACUUCGCAGAGCUAGCAAGAAGAGGGUAUUACAAUGGGAUCAAAUUCCACAGAAUCAUCCAGGACUUCAUGAUACAGGGAGGGGACCCAACUGGAACAGGACGAGGGGGUGCAAGCAUUUAUGGGAAGGAGUUUGAAGAUGAAAUUCAUGGUGAUCUCAAACAUACAGGAGCUGGUAUCCUGUCUAUGGCUAACAGUGGCCCCGACACAAAUGGGAGCCAAUUCUUCAUCACCCUGGCCCCAACCCAGUGGCUUGACGGCAAACACACAAUAUUUGGGCGAGUAGCAAAUGGGAUGACUUAUGUGCAGCGCAUUGGGCUUGUGGAAACGGACUCGACUGAUCGCCCAGUGGAUGAUGUGAAAAUUCUGAAAGCCUUUGUGACUCCUACUUGAAAUGAAUCAUUACAUAUAUUGGCACUUUUGUUUUUAAUUUGUGAAAGUUAUGUACAUUUUUGUAUAGUAAACUAAAAGACGAGCGAAGAAAAAUAAAUAUUCUUAAAUUGUUGUUGAACGUUGUCUGACAAUGUAAACAUACAGUGAGACAUUGCAUGCGGAGAUAUGUAUUUUUAUAAGAAAGUAAUUGAUAUUUUGAAUGAUUAAUAUUUGCUCUUCAUCUCAAUUUUACUCUGUGCGAAAUUCCUAUGCAGGACACAAAAUUACAGCUCCCGUGUAGAACAUUUGUAGGAAGUAAAGUGGAGAUAAGAGUGAAAAUUAAUACGAAAUAAACGCUGAAGUGGCAGGAAAGUGAGUGGUAUUUAAAAAAAUAAUAAACGUAAUUAAGGGUAUAAAAUGGUGAAAAAUACCUAUCUUGGAAUGGACGUGGCCAUCUUCUUUUUCAACUGAUUACCCUCUCUGUGUUUGAUUUUAAAUAAAUGUCAUUUUUCUCCAGAAUUAAGUUACCAACAAAAUUUAGACUAUUUUUAUGCCCCCCUUCGAAGAAGAGGGGAUAUAUUGUUUUGCACAUGUCGGUCCGUCCGUAUGUCCGUCCACCAGAUGGUUUCCGGAUGAUAACUCAAGAACACUUAGGCCUAGGAUCAUGAAACUUCAUAGGUACAUUGACCAUGACUGGCAGAUGACCCUAUUGAUUUUGAGGUCACUAGGUCAAAGGUCAAGGUCAUGGUGACCAGAAAUAGUAAAAUGGUUUCCAGAUGAUAACUCAAGAACGCUUAUGCCUAGGAUCAUGAAACUUCAUAGGUACAUUGAUCAUGACUUGCAGCUGACCCGUAUUGAUUUUCAGGUCACUAGGUCAAAGGUCAAGGUCAUGGUGACCCAAAAUAGUAAAAUGGUUUCCGAAUGAUAACUCAAGAACGCUUAUGCCUAGGAUCAUGAAACUUCAUAGGUACAUUGAUCAUGACUCGCAGAUGACCCCUAUUGAUUUUCAGGUCACUAGGUCAAAGGUCAAGGUCAUGGUGACCGGAAAUAGUAAAAUGGUUUCUGGAUGAUAACUCAAGAACACUAUGCCUAGGAUGAUGAAACUUCAUAGGUACAUUGAUCAUGACUCGCAGAUGACCUCUAUUGACUUUCAGGUCACUAGGUCAAAGGUCACGGUGACUUGACACAGUAAAAUGGUUUCCGAAUGAUAACUCAAGAAAGCUUAUGCCUAGGAUCAUGAAACUUCAUAGGUACAUUGAUCAUGACUCGCAGAUGACCCAUAUUGAUUUUCAGGUCACAAGGUCAAAGGUCAAGGUCAUGGUGAUCGGAAAUAGUAAAAUGGUUUCUGGAUGAUAACUCAAGAACACUUAUGCCUAGGAUCAUGAAACUUCAUAGGUACAUUGAUCAUGACUCGCAGAUGACCCCUAUUGAUUUUCAGGUCACUAGGUCAAAGGUCAAGGUCACGGUGACUCAACUUAGAAAAAUGGUUUCCGAAUGAUAACUCAAGAACGCUUAGGCCUAGGAUCAUGAAACUUCAUAGGUUCAUUGAUCAUGACUCGCAGAUGACCCCUAUUGACUUUCAGGUCAAAGGUCAAGAUCACAGUGCCAAAAACGUAUUCACACAAUGGCUGCCACUACAACUGACAGCCAAUAUGGGGGGCAUGCAUGUUUUACAAACAGCCCUUGUUUUAUUUUAAUGUGUUUAUCUUUAAAUGCUUGGCAUAUUUGUUCUAAUGCAAAUUAAUUCAAUAUCAUUGUGGAUAUAUUUUAAGUCAUUGACACAUUUCAUAAUUGUGCUUUAAUAUGAUACGAACUUCAAAUUGUUCUUUAGUGACAACUUAAACUUUAUUUCAAUAUCUGCAUUCUUUUUCUGUUUCCGAAAGGAAACAUCGAACAAUAUUUGCAAUUCUUGUGUAUGAAAAAUUUUACUGCAAAUAAACUUGUGCGCUAACCAGA